Messenger RNA from Abrus precatorius (Indian licorice), 3093 nucleotides. RefSeq names its product receptor-like protein EIX2. Bases 22 to 2646 code for a protein of 874 amino acids. The transcript is spliced from 2 exons. The record is from RefSeq and is a predicted model, not a curated record. Lineage: Eukaryota; Viridiplantae; Streptophyta; Magnoliopsida; Fabales; Fabaceae. Gene Ontology annotation, molecular function: protein binding.
AUUUGUUUUUGGCGCACAAUCAUGAAUACAUCUCCUCCUCAGUAUGCAAUCACAUUUGCUUGGUUGCUAUGUGUAAUAUUAUUUAUGUUCAACACGGGUUCUUGGAGCUUCAUGAUCCGUUGUAACCAGAAAGACAAGCAUGCUCUCUUAUACUUCAAGCAAGGAGCCACUGAUCCAUCAGGUGUGCUCUCAUCAUGGUCCACUACCAAAGAUUGUUGUGAAUGGAGGGGAGUGACUUGUGACAACAUCACAAGUAGAGUCACUGAGCUUAGUCUCACGUGUUCUACAGCUCUUCAUCCAACUUUUGUUGACAAAGUGGAUAAAUCACACUGCCUUACAGGUUCUAUUCAUCUAUCUUUUGUGGACUUUGAAUUUCUAAAUUACUUGGAUUUGAGCAAUAAUGAUUUCUUGGCUAUCCAAUUUGAUUAUGUUAAUAGUCCAUAUGAUCAUAAUCGAUCUCUUGCUACCUCUCCUCGUCAAUCUGUGAACUCUUCAGUUCUUCGUUAUCUUGAUUUAUCAGAUAAUGAGAGUCUUGCCAUUGAUAAUCUUCUAUGGCUUUCCCACCUUUCUUCCUUGGAAUAUCUCAACCUUGGUCGCAUUGAUCUGCAUAAGGAAACUAAUUGGCUUCAAUUAGUGAGUAUGCUUCCAUCACUUACAGAGUUGCGCCUGAGUCGUUGUCAACUUAAAGACUUGAGUCCGUCUCUUCAAUAUGCUAAUUUUACUUCACUUCAAGGUCUUCAUCUUUCCUAUAAUGAAUUUGACUCAGAGUUACCUAAAUGGUUAUUCAAUCUUUCUAGUGGCAUUUCAUAUAUUAGUUUUUAUGAUAAUUCUUUGAAAGGCCAACUACCGAAGGCAUUGCCAAAUCUUCGAUAUCUGAAAUCCUUGAUUUUGGCAUUCAAUAACUUCAAUGGACCAAUUCCAGAUUGGCUAGGACAACUUGAACUUUUGCAAGAGCUUUAUCUUACAGGGAACGAGUUUACUGGAUCUAUUCCCACAAAUUUGGGAAAUCUGUCAUCCUUAAUGGUCUUGGAUGUCGGCAGCAAUAAUUUGACCGGGGUUGUGUCUCAGAGAAAUUUUGCAAAAUUAUCGAAGUUGGAGAAUUUGGAUAUAUGCGUAUCACCACCGUUAAUCUUUGAUUUUGAUCCCCAUUGGGUUCCUCCUUUUCAACUUGACGACAUAUGUUUAGCAUUUGGUGGUUCUAAACCUCCUGCAUGGCUAUACACACAAAGAUCCCUUGAUCUUCUAGCCAUUUUUCACUCAUCAUUUGAGGCUCAAGAUGAGUUUUGGAAUUUUGCAUCAAUGACGAAGGUCGAGCUAGAUUUAGAAGACAAUUCAAUAGAUGGGGACAUUUCAAAUGCGGUGUUGAACACUACAUUCAUAGCUCUGUCAAACAAUAAUUUGAAAAGUGGUUUGCCUCGACUCUCAUCAAAUGUGGCCCUUAUUGAUUUAUCAAACAACCUAUUGUCAGGAACCAUCUCUCCCCUUUUGUGUGAUCCUAAGAUGCUGAAUGGGAAAAGCAAUUUGUUAUAUUUGGAUCUCUCUAACAAUCAUCUAUCUGGAGGGCUUACAAAUUGUUGGAAGAACUGGAAGUCAUUACUUCAUAUUAACUUGGGAAGCAAUAACUUAACAGGAGAGAUACCCCCAUCAAUGGGCUUAUUAUCUAAUCUUACUACGUUGCAUCUGCAUGAGAAUGAGCUCUAUGGUGAGAUAACUCCCAUGUUGCGGAAUUGCCCUCUUCUGGUCUUUAAUGUUCGUGAAAAUAACUUCUCAGGAAAUAUACCAAACUGGAUACCACAGAGUGCAAAGGCUCUCCAAUUAAGGUCCAAUCAAUUCAGUGGUAACAUUCCACCACAAAUAUGCCAAAUUUCUUCCCUAAUUAUUUUUGAUUUUGGAGAUAAUAGAAUCUCAGGACAUAUACCCAAUUGCCUAAAUAAUAUCACAUCUUUAAUUUUCAACAAUGCUUCGCAUAGUAAGCUUACUUUUUACUUUGAUCUCGGUAGUAUUUAUUACUACUCUGUAGAGAGUCUUGAGCUUUUUACCAAGGGUCAAGUAUCAGAAUACGAAAAAACCCUGCACUUUAUGACCUUACUUGAUCUUUCCGGCAAUGAAAUAUCAGGAGCAAUACCUCCACAACUGUUUAGCCUCAUUGGAUUGCAUUCCUUGAACUUGUCCUUCAAUAAAUUAGAGGGAAGAAUACCAGAAGAGAUUGGCAACAUGAAAAACUUGGAGUCCCUUGAUUUAUCAACAAACCAACUUUGGGGUGAAAUUCCUCAGGGCAUUUCCAGUCUAUCCUUUCUCAGUUUCUUAAACCUGUCAUCCAACAAUCUCACGGGCAAAAUACCAUCAGGCACACAACUUCAGGGGUUUACUGAACUCAGCUACGUAGGAAAUCGUGAUCUUUGUGGACUUCCACUCAAAAAAAUCUGCUUGCAGGAUGGUCAAUCAAAAGACACAAAGCCAAUGGAUGAAGCUGAGAAUGAAUCUGAAUUUUUGUCAUGGUUUUGCAUUGGUAUAGAAUGUGGAUUUGCCGUGGGCUUUUUGGGAUUCUGCUGUUGCAUUUUCUUAAAUAGGAAAUGGAGACACGCUUACUUCAAAUUCCUUUAUGGCUUAGAAGAUCGACUUUGUCGUGGUUAUCAUCAAUGUUAACUCCUUCCGGUUGAGAUUGAACAAGUGCAUGCAUAGCCUAGUGGUACUUUUGCAGUUUCAACUCUACCUACCUGGGUCUAAAAAAGUGAUGCUACUGAAGCCUUUGCUUAUAAAGGACUUUAAGGUCGUGGAUGCUCUUUCUUAAAUAAAUGUGUGGUAUCAGACAUGUUUCUUAUUCGUAAUUUCCGUCCAGUAAUAACUAUAUAACUAGCAUGCAAGUAUCAAGAUAUAGGGAUUAUAUCUCAUUUUCUCGAAAAAAUUACCCAUGUAAUUACUUUAAUUAUACAAAAAUUAAAAAAUUAUUACUCAGUUGUUAAAUUAUGUUAUAGUUUGAUAUAUAUAAUUAUGUAAGAUUUGUUUAAAUUAUUUUAUGUGAUGAUUAAUUUUAUUUAAAUUGGACAGUAUUACUUGUAGAAAAAUAUUAAUAUAAAAAUUGUUUCUCUUUCU